AUGAAUUUGGUGGGAGCCUCAUCGUUCCUCCUCCUCUUCCUCCUCUUCCUCCUCCUCUUCCUCCUCAGGGCGGUGGGGAAGACCUGCCUGCUGAUCAGCUACACCACCAAUGCCUUCCCUGGUGAAUACAUCCCCACUGUCUUUGACAACUACUCUGCCAACGUGAUGGUGGAUGGGAAGCCGGUGAAUCUGGGCCUGUGGGACACAGCCGGGCAGGAGGACUACGAUAGGCUCAGACCACUGUCUUACCCACAGACGGUGCAUGGUCACUGUGGACAGCCCGGGGCUCCACCUCCCUCUGAGGAGUUGCACCAGCACCCACACAGGCCUCCCUCUCAACCCGCCAUGUUUCUGAUUCUCUCCCAGGAUGUGUUCUUGAUAUGCUUCUCCCUGGUCAGUCCGGCCUCCUUUGAGAACGUCCGAGCUAAGUGGUACCCUGAGGUCAGACACCACUGCCCAAACACGCCCAUCAUCCUGGUGGGAACCAAGCUGGAUCUGAGAGAUGACAAGGACACCAUCGAGAGGCUGCGGGACAAGAAGCUGUCCCCCAUCACCUACCCCCAGGGCCUGGCUAUGGCCAGAGAGAUCGUCCUGGAUCUGGUCCAUCAGAACCUGCAGCCUCUCUGA
Menidia menidia (Atlantic silverside) is the source of this 627-nucleotide messenger RNA. The record is from the annotation of a GenBank genome assembly. NCBI's taxonomy places the organism in Eukaryota, Metazoa, Chordata, Actinopteri, Atheriniformes, Atherinopsidae.